Messenger RNA from Pyrus x bretschneideri (Chinese white pear), 3505 nucleotides. Its product is annotated as homeobox protein LUMINIDEPENDENS-like. The record is from RefSeq and is a predicted model, not a curated record. Gene Ontology annotation, biological process: vegetative to reproductive phase transition of meristem. The coding region runs from base 179 to 3139 and encodes 986 amino acids. Gene Ontology annotation, cellular component: nucleus. The transcript has 13 exons. NCBI's taxonomy places the organism in Eukaryota, Viridiplantae, Streptophyta, Magnoliopsida, Rosales, Rosaceae. Gene Ontology annotation, molecular function: DNA binding.
ACGUUCCUACUCCGCUUCUACCCUGUCCCUCUCUCUCUCUCUCUCUCUCUCUCUCUCUCCCCUCCUCUUAUCGAAGCCUUAACCCUAACUCUAUCCCACACUCCCAGCGAUUAAUAGCUGUAUUCGAAUUCUUCAUGUGCUGCAUUUAGCUUCAGAAGUUCGAGCUUGGAGGUUGGCAAUGGAGAAUCCCUCGGUGGAGGUGGAGAUUGGGACAUCUGCGGAGUCCUUGGGGAAGUUCUUGGACUCGCAGAGGGAGCUUUUCCACAGCCAGAUCGAUCAGCUCCAGAGAAUCGUCGGCACCCAGUGCAAACUCACCGGCGUCAAUCCUCUCUCCCAAGAAAUGGCAGCUGGUGCUCUUUCAAUUAAGAUUGAUGGUCCAAUUGCAGGAAAAAGACCUAGAGAUUUGUUAAAUCCAAAGGCUAUAAAGUAUAUGCAAUCUAUUUUUUCGAUUAAAGAUACGAUUAGUAAGAAGGAAACUCGGGAGCUCAGUGCUCUAUUCGGCGUUACAGUCACACAGGUUCGUGAUUUCUUUAACAGCCAACGGUCGAGAGUCAGAAAACUAGUCCAGUUGUCAAGGGAAAAGGCCUUGAAAUCCGGUGAACAUGAAGAUUUGCGCGAUGGGGUCUCAACAAGCCCUGAUUCUUUGAUACCAAGUGAUCCAGUUCCCUUGAACUCUGUUGGUCCCUCCAAUGUUGACGACGCACCAUCAUGCUCAACACAAGAUAGUGCUCUUUCUAGAUUAGACGACUUAGAUAAACGUUUUGUAGAAGAUAUUUUCAACUUGAUGCGGAAAGAAGAAACAUUUUCUGGGCAAGUGAAACUGAUGGAGUGGAUUAUGCGGAUACAAAAUUCUUCAGUAUUAUGUUGGUUUUUAACUAAUGGUGGUGUAAUGAUUUUAGUAACAUGGUUGAGUCAAGCUGCUGUCGAAGAACAAACAAGUGUUCUACUUGUUAUCUUAAAGGUCCUUUGUCAUUUGCCUCUUCAUAAAGCUCUUCCUUUGCAUAUGUCAGCCGUACUGCAAAGUGUUAAUCGACUCCGGUUUUACAGGACACCAGACAUAUCAAACAGGGCAAGAGUUUUGCUAUCAAGGUGGAGCAAGCUAUUAGCGAGAAGCCAAGCUAUGAAGAAACCAAAUGGCAUUAAAACAUCUAGUGAUUCGGAAGAGUUAGUAAUUCUGAAGCAGAGUAUCGAUGAAGUUAUGGGCGAUUCAGAAUCAUGGAAGUCAAAUAUGGAUAUUUCUGAAGACAUCCUUGGAACACCUUUUGAAGUGCAGAAAACUUUCAGGAAAUUAGAGGCCUCAGAACCCUUGAAGUUAUUGACAGCAUCACCAGAUGAGUCAAAUAAGAAGAACAUCUUGGGUGUAUCUUCAUCUCAAUUUCGUGAGCGCAGAAAAGUUCAGUUGGUGGAACAGCCCGGCCAAUCAGCUGGGAGAAGUGUACCGGCCACAAGGACAACAACUGUGAGUCAGGCUCGUCCAAUGUCUGCUGAUGAUAUCCAAAAAGCAAAAAUGCGAGCACAAUUUAUGCAGAGCAAGUACGGGAAAUCUCGUUCAUCCCAGGAAAAUAAAGAAUUGAAGACUGAAGGUGUGGACAAACUUACAAUCUCUCAGGCAAGCAUUUUGCCCAUGGUACCCAAAGUUCCAAUUCGGUCUAAUAUUGAGGAACCCAAGAAACCCUCGACAAAUCCUUUGAAAGAGAGGGAAAUUCCUAAUAAGCCCGAAACUUCUCUUGCCCCAAAGCGGAGUCUGGAUUUGAAGGAGCCCAUAUUAGAGAAGUGCCCAAGAAUCCAGAUCCCAUGGAAGAUGCCUCCAGAAAUAAAACUCGAUCCUUCGUGGAGCGUUGGUGGUGGUGAAUAUUGCAAAGAAAUUGAAGUCCAGAGAAACAGAAACCGCCGUGAGAAGGAAACCAUCUACCGGACAGUUCAGGAGAUACCGUCUAACCCGAAGGAACCAUGGGACAUUGAAAUGGAUUAUGAUGAUUCAUUAACACCAGAAAUACCAAUCGAACAGCCGCCUGAUGUUGCUGAUACCACUGAAACACAGGCUUCCCAUAACAGAGAAGUAUAUAAUGCAGAAACAAUGGUCGUUCGUUCUCAAGGAGCAAACAAUGUCGCUUCCUUUCCACCGGCCUUAUCUCAAAUUAAUAACGCUAGCGCAGCUGAACCAGAUCUAGAACUGCUUGCCGUACUGCUAAAAAAUCCAGAACUGGUGUUUGCUUUGACUUCUGGCGAUGCUGCUAACUUGUCGAGCGAGGACACAGUAAAAUUGCUGGAUAUGAUAAAGUCUGGUGGGACUGGUGUUGCUGGUAAUGUAAAUGGUUUAGGUAGAAAAACGGAGGAGAGGGUCGAAGUUUCUCUUCCAUCCCCGACGCCUUCAAGCAACCCUGGAACGAGUGGAUGGAAGGGAGAUGCUGGAAGGAAUGCAUUUCCCCAACAGAUGCCGCAGGUGUCAUCUGCUCAUCACAUUAUUCCGCCGCAACGGCUAUCAACUUCCCAACCGGCAGUACCUUCAUACUCACCAGAUUAUCAUCGUAUGCAAUCACCAGCCUCUGAGAUGGCUUUAACCAUGAAGAACACGCACUUCCACAACGUAUCAAACACGGCCGUGCCUCCGAUUUGGGGUGAAGGCACGAUCAAUGUCGAACGAGCUCCCCUAUCUAACUCUUAUAAUGUAGCAGAACGGCAGCAGCCCUUGUUUUCCACUCCGGCAAGGCAACAAAGACAGCCGCAGCCAGUACAACAAUCCCCUUUUUCUGAACCUCACAUUCCUAUGUACACGCCUAAACAGCCGAUGGGCAAACCCGGCCCUCCAUCCGAUUCGUGGAGAGCCAGGCAGGAUUUGCCUUCAAAUUACCAUUACAUAGAGAACCCAAAUCAGUAUAAUGCUUCGUAUGGAGGGCAUUUGCAGGCACACCUGUUGCCAGGUCCGUCUUGGGAAGGAAAUGAACAUGUUGGUGGCGAACAAGAUUUCCAAUCGUGGAGUCCGGAUAAUAGUCCGAGUAGAAAUCCUGGGUAUAUGUACGGAAGAGAACCCAGAACAAACCCGGGACAGGAUUACAGGUCGAGGAGAAGGAAUCCUGCCGGAUACCGGGACCAUAAUAGGCAGCAGGGAAACAGAUGGCCUAAUCGCGGCGGACGCUGAGGUCCUAUAAUCCAGAGUGGAUGUGUUAAGAACGCAUUAGUUCUGUCUCUCUGCCUUUGAUUGGAUCAAGUUUUGGGGCAGACAGAUGAUGUGGCACGGAAAUCUCAACUCGAAUGGAUGAGAAACCCUUACUCAAGCGCCUCACAGUUUUGGGAUGACCGGAUUAUUGAAACGAGUGAGAGCUUGUAAAAGCCAUCGUGACUGUGUUGAUCUGGGAUGCUCAUAAAGGACUCUCUACUGAUCAUUAGUUUUAAUUUUAAUAGGGUGAAAAAAAUAUUCUAACAUUUGAGCAGCCUUUGUCUCGGUACUAAAAACAAAUAUAAAAAUUCUUGGGCCUAAUACUUUAAUUUAAGGAUUGGAUUUGUU